Molecule: messenger RNA, 480 nt
Organism: Staurois parvus
Lineage: Eukaryota; Metazoa; Chordata; Amphibia; Anura; Ranidae
Source: the annotation of a GenBank genome assembly
AUGGCGGAUAUUCAGACAGAGAGGGCUUAUCAGAAGCAGCCAACUAUCUUCCAGAACAAGAAGCGUGUGCUUCUUGGGGAGACCGGCAAAGAGAAGCUCCCACGAUACUACAGAAAUGUUGGUUUGGGUUUCAAGACCCCCAGAGAGGCAAUCGAGGGCACAUACAUUGACAAGAAAUGCCCAUUCACUGGGAAUGUGUCUAUUCGUGGUCGCAUUCUUCUUUCGGGUGUGGUCACAAAGAUGAAGAUGCAGCGCACCAUCGUUAUCCGCCGCGACUACUUGCACUACAUCCGCAAGUACAACCGUUUUGAAAAACGUCACAAGAACAUGUCUGUGCAUCUGUCCCCCUGCUUCAGGGAUGUACAGAUUGGGGAUAUUGUCACCGUUGGAGAGUGUCGUCCUCUCAGCAAAACUGUCAGAUUCAAUGUCCUGAAAGUAACAAAAGCUGCUGGAACCAAGAAACAGUUCCAGAAGUUUUAA